GUGGGAUGCACCUUCAGGCCGAACAUCAGCAAGAGCGAGCGGAGCCGUACCGCACAGGCCCCGGCCCCGACGCCUGUGGGUUUCAACGAGUGCAAGCAGCGGCUGAGGAAGGCCUUCGCCGGCCAGGCGCAGAGGCGCCAGAUCCUGGAGUUUAGGAGCGAGAUCAACAUUCC
Molecule: messenger RNA, 173 nt
Organism: Prorocentrum cordatum
Lineage: Eukaryota; Dinophyceae; Prorocentrales; Prorocentraceae
Source: the annotation of a GenBank genome assembly